Emys orbicularis (European pond turtle) is the source of this 1101-nucleotide messenger RNA. It is a transcript of the gene BARHL2, whose product is annotated as BarH like homeobox 2. Lineage: Eukaryota; Metazoa; Chordata; Testudines; Emydidae. The transcript is spliced from 3 exons. Gene Ontology annotation, biological process: regulation of transcription by RNA polymerase II. Gene Ontology annotation, cellular component: nucleus. The record is from RefSeq and is a predicted model, not a curated record. The coding region runs from base 1 to 1101 and encodes 366 amino acids. Gene Ontology annotation, molecular function: RNA polymerase II transcription regulatory region sequence-specific DNA binding; DNA-binding transcription factor activity, RNA polymerase II-specific.
AUGGCCACGAUGGAAGGAUCUAGCGGGUCGAGCUUUGGAAUAGACACGAUUUUGUCUAAUAACGGUUCCGGCAGCCCCGGCAUGAUGAACGGAGACUUUCGCCAGCUAAACAGCGAUGCCAGGACAGCGGAUUUUAGAAACCAGGCCACCCCGUCCCCUUGUUCGGAGAUAGACACAGUAGGGACGGCUCCUUCGUCCCCCAUCUCAGUCACCAUGGAGCACCCCGAGCAGCAUCUGGUGCAAGAGCAUCACCAUCUCCAUCACAGCCAGCAGCAGCAGCAACAAAGUUUGCAGCAAUCACCCCAACAGCAACAACAGUUGGGCUCGGGCAACUCUGCCCCCAGGACUUCCACCUCUUCUUUUUUAAUUAAAGACAUUUUGGGCGACAGCAAACCGCUGGCGGCUUGUGCACCUUACAGCACCAGUGUCUCCUCUCCCCAUCACACCCCAAAACAAGAGGGCAACGCAGCCAACGAGAGCUUCAGGCCAAAACUAGAGCAGGAGGACAGCAAAACCAAACUAGACAAACGAGACGAUACGCAGAAUGAUCUCAAAUGCCACGGGACGAAAGAAGAAGGCGACCGGGAGAUUACAAGUAGCCGGGAUAGCCCCCCAGUCCGAGCAAAGAAACCUCGGAAGGCGAGGACGGCCUUUUCGGACCAUCAGCUCAAUCAGCUGGAGAGGAGCUUUGAGCGGCAGAAGUAUUUGAGCGUGCAAGACCGCAUGGACCUUGCUGCGGCUCUCAACCUGACCGACACGCAAGUCAAAACCUGGUACCAGAACCGGAGGACGAAGUGGAAGCGGCAGACGGCGGUGGGACUGGAGCUGCUGGCCGAAGCUGGGAAUUAUUCUGCUCUCCAGAGGAUGUUCCCCUCUCCCUAUUUCUACCACCCGAGCUUGCUGGGCAGCAUGGACAGCACGACAGCGGCUGCAGCGGCGGCGGCCAUGUACAGCAGCAUGUACCGGACUCCCCCAGCUCCACACCCUCAGCUCCAGCGGCCCCUGGUGCCCCGCGUGCUCAUCCACGGCCUGGGGCCCGGGGGUCAGCCCGCGCUCAACCCCUUGGCCAAUCCUAUCCCGGGUACCCCGCACCCCCGGUGA